UUCACUUCCCAGAAGGCCAUUGGGGAAGAGACGCCAUAGUGCUUUCCUGUGUGCGGUGUAUGCUAGAGUGAACGAGAAAAUCUGAAGGGAGUGAGAGUGUGCUUUGCUCUGAUAUAUUAUUUCAUUCUUGGGCCUUUUGUUAAACACCUCCUUUCAAAAUAACAAUUCUCGUUUACUUCGUUUAUUUUCUGUAGAUUAUUGCUCAGUAUUUAACCUAUUUCUAGCCUUUUUUCCCCUAGAUACACGACUCUAUUUUUCCGUUACCCCAUUAUUUCUGAAAGCAUGAGUCAAUACAUCCAAGUUGCUGAGGACGAGAAUUCGGAGCUGAUAGAAAUUCCCAUCGAGUUAGAUGGUACUUUGUUACUGAGCACCCUCUCUGCCCAGUUUCCUGGCGCUUGUGGUCUUAAGUACCGCAACCCUAACACAUGUGCAGUGCGCGGUAUUCGCCUCAGCCUGGGACAGUUAUAUCCUCCCGAAGACGGAUGGGAAGAUCGGGUUUACUACAGUGUCUUUCCGAAAGAUAACAAGAGGAAGAGUGAUGAUGGCAUGGACAGCGGAGCCAUCAAAGCUAAAAGAGUCAACAAAAAGUGUAGCGACCUUAUUGUAUUGGGCCUACCUUGGAAAAGUACUGAAGAAGAUUUGAGGCAAUAUUUUUCACAGUUUGGUGAACUGUUAAUGGUGCAGGUCAAAAAAGAUUUGAAAACUGGGCAGUCAAAGGGCUUUGGUUUUGUUCGAUUCCAAGAUUAUGAAUCCCAAUUAAAAUGUAUCAACCAAAGACACAUGAUUGACGGGCGUUGGUGUGAUGUGAGGAUUCCAAACUCCAGGGAUGGUAGUCAACAGCAAGUAAACAGUAAAGUGUUUGUUGGCCGGUGUACAGAAGACAUGACUGAAGAUGACCUUCUCACUUACUUCUCUAAAUAUGGUGAAGUCAUUGAUGUCUUUAUCCCCAAACCAUUCCGGGCGUUCGCAUUUGUUACAUUCACUGAUCCUGAUGUUGCUCAAGCUUUGUGUGGCGAAGACCACAUUGUGAAGAAUGUCAGCGUUCAUGUGAGCAGUGCACUGCCGAAACCUGCAGAUAAACAUAAUAGCGGCAACUCUGGCAACUGGGAUAGGCGUGGUCCUCAAGGCAACUAUAAUCAAGGUUAUGGACAGGGUGGGUGGAAUCAGGGAAACCGCAAUAGUAAUGGCAACAUGAAUGGACCCCCGAUGAAUUUUGGCAACUUUCAGAUAAAUCCAGCAAUGUUGGCAGCUGCUCAGGCCAUGCUUAGUGGGCCUGGGGGGUGGGGGCCAUUAGGAAUGGGACAAGGUGGAGGUGGAGAGUCUAACAGUCAAAAUAGCAACCAAAGCUUUGGUAGUAUUGGUAGUGGUCCCAAUAACAAUUAUUUGGGUUGGGGUGGCCCUGCAGAAAAUGGUCAAGGGCAUUCAGCAAAUUGGGGGGGUUCACUAUCAAAAUCUGGUGGAUGGAAUUAACGGCUGAUCAUUGUUUGCAAUGCAUUUUAAUAUAUUUUUUCCUCCAUCUUUUUGUCUUUUCUUCACUCAGUCCCAUUCAUACCUGAUUCACUGUUCUUUAGCAGUUGUCACGUUUCUUUUUGAUCUUGUCAAAUUUGCCAUAAGUCAAGGUCUUUUCAUUUAAUCACUCUCAGUCCAGUUUUCUAAUUUUAAGUGUGUAUGUAUUAUAUAUGUAUGUUUAUAUAUGAUGUAUACACACUGACAUUUUAUUACCUGGACUGUCAUCUUUAUUUUGAUCCCCCCCUCUCCUUUCUUUCCCCCUCUUCAUACUUUUGUUAUACAUGUUUGUUGAAUGUUGUGAGUGAUGUCAUGCUUCACUUUCCCUUAACUGCCGACCAACUUUAGACAGCAGCACUUUUAGAACAGUCCCUCUACAUACAUCUCUAUAUCAUGCAUUUUCACUUGAUUCAGUGCAAUUUUGUAUUGUUAAGUGAAAUUUUUUGUGCAGCUUUACUUUGAAGAGAGACAUUGUGAACUGUCUAAAUUGUCUCCCCUUACCCUAUACAUUCCUUCUUCAUUUCCUUCAUUUUGCUCUUGGAUGAGCAGCUUUCUAUCAUUUCAUCUAUUCAUUUUUUUUUUCCUGCUCGGUAAUGUGACUCUCCUAGAAAUUCCACUAAAAUAUACUUUCAUCUCCCCCCUCAUCGUUUGAUUUUUCUGCUGCUGUAUUGCCUGAAAAGAAUCCCUUACUGACUUUUCUUUUCCAUAUCUCCUAUUUGUAAACAUUUCCCUUUAUUUUAUUUUAUUUUUUUUCUUUCUUUUGAAUGAGUGUUAGCUUUGGUCUGGGUCAGUGAAGAUCAUUUUAGUUGUGUGGUGGGUGACCAUUGGUAAUAUGUAAAUAGUUGCCAGUCGUUUGGAUUGCACGCACGGACUGAUGCACGCAUGACAGAUGUGAACGAACUGAAUCAACUUUGUUGAAUGGGUGACGGAUGUCUCCUUUUUUUGCGUGUUGAAUGGGAGCUGAUCUGUAGAGAAAGUAAAUAAAUAUAAAAUGCA
Molecule: messenger RNA, 2502 nt
Organism: Octopus bimaculoides (California two-spot octopus)
Lineage: Eukaryota; Metazoa; Mollusca; Cephalopoda; Octopoda; Octopodidae
Product: TAR DNA-binding protein 43
Biological process (GO): regulation of gene expression
Cellular component (GO): nucleoplasm; chromatin
Molecular function (GO): RNA binding
Source: RefSeq, a predicted model, not a curated record